Messenger RNA from Doryrhamphus excisus (bluestripe pipefish), 9198 nucleotides. Its product is annotated as membrane-associated phosphatidylinositol transfer protein 2-like. The record is from RefSeq and is a predicted model, not a curated record. Gene Ontology annotation, biological process: phospholipid transport. Lineage: Eukaryota; Metazoa; Chordata; Actinopteri; Syngnathiformes; Syngnathidae. Gene Ontology annotation, cellular component: cytoplasm. Gene Ontology annotation, molecular function: phosphatidylcholine intramembrane carrier activity; phosphatidylinositol transfer activity; metal ion binding.
UUUUUACACCUACCAAUUUACAGUGUACGCGUUUCACCAGCAGGGGGCGAUGUUCUGCUUUGCGCUGAUUAAUUCUGUCAAGUUGGGGAAAGUCGACAGUAUACCGGAAGUUAGGCAUCCAUAGAGACGGAAAGAGAAGCCAGAAAGAAAGACUCAUAGGGUUUUUAAAAAUAUUUAUAUGUGUGCAAAAAUCAAUUUGUCCGUACACAUCGUAACGUCCAAAAAACACAUUAGCCCUUAAAAUGGGUGACUAAUUGUGUAACUGCAACCGGAAGUCCUGUCGUGACUUGACACUGUGACGUGCUUGAAAGGAGUGUGAGGUCUCGCAUUGCUUCAUACUUACUGAGUGGCAACUUAACGAUGGCGGACCCUCUUCUGGUUCUCUUACUCCUCCCUCGUCUUCAUGCGUCUCCUGUCCUUCGCCCCGCACACUACGGCGGCGCUUCACCUGAGCACCAGAGACGGGUCGUGUUUCCCGGAUGAGCCUGGCCGCCAACUCCCGCCAAGCGAUGCUAGCUUAUUCAAGGACAUUUUUUGGUGUUUAAGCUAACUUUAGCCAUUUCGGCUGCGGUCUCUUCCGCGUUCACUUAAGAUGGGAGGGCAGUGAGCGUGUCAGCAAUUACAAAGACAGCGUGGAUGUGGACGGUGAUGACGACGGCGAUGAUGAUUGCGGACGCGGCAUCUGUUGAUGUCGAGAUGAGGGUCCAAACAGUCGGCGUCGUCAAGGAUAGCGCCUGCUGACUUCUUUUCGGAGGGGCACGCUCGUUUCACUUAUGGCCUCCUUUGUGGACCUCGCCGGGUGGGCGGUGGCUCCUGCUUGACCCCUGAGAGACCCCCCUCCCCGACAUAUAAAGGUGGAUGGACUUUGGACUUGUUUUUAUCCUGUGAAGACUGACAGUGAAGGUGUCGCAUCUCAGGAGCCAUCAAUGUGGACCUCAGCGGCUGGUUUGACGAACCGUUUGUAGGAGCCUCCGGAGUUUCCCACCCUACUCCCUUCCCUCCUUCCCUAACCCCCCCUUCCCUUCCGUCCUUUUCCUAUACCACUCCUUUUCCACCCCAAGUCACCAUGCUUAUCAAGGAGUACCGCAUCCCCAUGCCCAUGAGUGUGGAGGAGUACCGCAUCGCCCAGCUCUACAUGAUCCAGAAGAAGAGCAGAGAGGAGAGUUCUGGCGAGGGCAGCGGGGUGGAGAUCUUAAAAAACAAACCCUACACGGAUGGUCCUGGUGGAAGCGGCCAGUACACCCACAAGGUUUACCACAUUGGCAUGCACAUUCCGAGCUGGUUCCGCUCCAUCUUGCCCAAAGCGGCACUUCGGGUUGAAGAGGAGUCGUGGAACGCCUACCCUUACACCCGCACCCGAUACACGUGUCCCUUUGUGGAGAAGUUCUCCAUCGACAUCGAGACGUACUACAUGGCCGACACCGGCACCCAAGCAGACGUUUUCAACAUGUCUUCUGCAGACAAGAGGCAGAGGACCAUUGACCCCAUCGACAUCGUGACCGACCCUAUCCCUCCUCAUGAGUAUAAAGCCGAGGAAGACCCUCGCUUCUACAAGUCCGCCAAGACUCAAAGGGGUCCUCUGAUGGAUGACUGGAUCGAAGAAUACAACAACAAUCCCGGAAAGACCCCCAUCAUGUGUGCCUAUAAGCUCUGCAAGGUGGAGUUCCGCUACUGGGGAAUGCAGUCCAAGAUUGAACGCUUCAUCCAUGAUGUUGGUUUGAGAAAGGUGAUGGUGCGUGCCCACCGGCAGGCCUGGUGCUGGCAGGACGAGUGGUACGGCUUGACCAUGGAGGACAUCCGGCAGCUGGAGCUGGAGACUCAGCGCACCCUGGCCGCCAAGAUGGCGCAGUUCUGCCAGGUGGAGGAGGCCACCGAGGCCAACGGAGGCACGGCGCCGCCGGUCAUAGAGCAGGAGGCGCAGGAUACAAGUAGCUGCAUCGAGGCAGAGGAGGUGGUCGUCACCACGGUUACAGACACCCUCCAGCCCCGAGGGGUGCUCACCAAGCAGUGGUCCACCUCGUCCAGAUCCUCACGUUCUUCCAAAAGAGGAGUGAGCCCAUCCCGCCACAGCAUCUCGGAGUGGAGGAUGCAGAGUAUCGCGCGAGACUCGGACGACAGCUCGGAUGAGGAGUUCUUUGAUGCUCAUGAGGACUUCUCAGACGGUGAGGAGGUCUUACCCAAACCCAUCACCAAGUGGAAUUCCAAUGAAUUCAUAGACAAGAUCGAAGCUUCAGACAUGGAAGAAACUCCCGGUGAGAUAGCAGUGGACUACGACACAGUGACCAGCGGGGAAAGGCUAGACGAGAUGCGAGGCUGCGUUAGCGUCCCAGCCGAUAGCUCUCCCAUUCCUACCAUCACAGUAACACCACACCAGUCAGAGAGCUCGGCCCAGCAGUGCCUGCAGCCAUCCAAGAUCCACGUACUCAUCCUGGUUCUCCACGGAGGCAAUAUCCUCGACACGGGCGGCGGCGAACAUAGCGGCAAGCAAGCCGACGUCAACACCAUCAGCACGGCUUUCGAGACGGUCAUGCGUGUUCACUACCCGGCCGCUCUGGGACGCCUUGCCAUCCGACUGGUCCCGUGUCCCGCCAUCUGCGCUGAGGCCUUCUCGCUGGUGUCCAACCUGAGCCCAUACAGCUACGAUGAAGGCUGUCUGUCCAGCAUCCAAGAUCACAUCCCGUUGGCGGCUUUACCCCUCCUGGCCACCUCGUCGCCACAAUACCAGGAUGCCGUAGCCACCGUCAUCGUCAGAGCCAACCAGGUGUUUGCCGACUUUAUCAAGUCUCUGGAUGGGGCCGCUUUCUCGGGCCAGGUCUGCCUCAUCGGGGACUGUGUAGGAGGAAUAUUAGGGUUCGAUGCUCUAUGCAGCAGCAACCAGACGGUCAAUGAAAGCCAGAACAGCAGCCGGCGAGGCAGUAUAGUCAGUGUCCAGGACCAGGACCUCCUCUCUCCAGGCACCAUUAUGAAUUUCGGACCAGGUUCCGCCUCACCGACGCUGGAGGGCAGCCGCCACUUGAGUCGCAGUAACAUCGAUAUCCCUCGUACGAUGUCGGGCGAGGAGAACAAGAGACAACUGGCACGCAAGAGGAGCGACUCCUCCACCUACGAGCUGGACACCAUAAAGCAGCAUCAGGCCUUCCUGUCCAGUUUGCAUUCCAGCGUCCUGCGGAGUGAUGCCACCUCACGCAGGUCCAGCAGCAGCACCAUGCUGGAUGGGGGCGCGCAGGGGAAGUUUGAAUUUGAAGUGUCCGACUUUUUCCUCUUCGGCUCGCCGUUGGGGUUGGUGCUGGCUCUGAGGAAGACCGUCAUUCCAAUGCUGGAUGUGGCCCAGCUGCGUCCCGCCUGUCAGCAGGUGUACAACUUGUUCCAUCCUGCCGAUCCUUCCGCUUCCCGCCUGGAGCCUCUGCUGGAGAGGAAGUUCCACCUGUUACCUCCCUUCAACGUGCCCAGAUACCAGCGCUUCCCCCUGGGGGAUGGAAAUUCGGCUCUGCUGGUGGAGACAGUCCAGAGCAACGCUCAGCUGCUACUUGACAGCGGGCCCCCUCUGUCGCUUCGCUGUCAGGAGACCAUCAGCGAGACGUGCAUCCCCGUGCCGGUGCUAAACUGGCAGGAGGGUGGCCUCAAAGCCAUACCCGUCACUCUGGAGUCGGAUGUUGUUCAGUCUCAUGGUGGUGUCUUCAUGGAAAGUUCGUACCCCUCAUCCCCCGUAAUGGGCCCCUUCUCGCGGGGCCAGCGGCGAGCCAGUGAGGUCAGCAUUGCCAGCCAAGUGUCAGGAAUGGCAGACAGUUACACUGCCAGCAACAUAGCCAACACCAAAACACAGCAGUUUAAUCAAUCCAAAAGGGUUGGCCUUUUGUCCCAGCUGGCUCUGUCGUCUCAAAGCAAAUUCUUCCUGAAAAGCCCCCCGAAAUCCCGUAAGAAACAAAAGGCCAAGCAGGCCUUGCCUGAAUCCCCCGAGAAAGAUCACCACGCGGCCGAGCUGGACUGGACUGAGACUGAAACAUACGGCGGUUUGAAUCCCGCCGGCCAGUACGAUACCAUGCUGUCACCCGGCCUGGACUUUGCUAUAUGUGACCUGGUCUCGCUGGACUCCCAGGCGGAGGUGGAUCAAGUUGCAGCACGUUGGUGGGGCACCAAGCGGAUGGACUUUGCCCUCUACUGCCCCGACGCUCUGACAGCCUUCCCCACCGUGGCUUUGCCUCAUCUCUUCCACGCGUCCUACUGGGAGUCCACCGACGUGGUGUCCUUUCUUUUGAGACAGGUCAUGAGACACGAGAACUCCAGUAUCCUGGAACUUGACGGAAAAGAAGUAUCCGAGUUUACACCCUCCAAACCUCGGGAGAAGUGGCUCCGCAAGAGGACUCACGUGAAGAUCAGGAAUGUGACGGCCAACCACCGCGUGAACGAUGCCGUGUUCACUGAAGACUGCCAACAAGUGGUGACCGGCCGUUUCAUGUACGGCCCGCUGGACAUGGUCACCUUGGCCGGAGAGAAGGUUGACCUGCACAUCAUGACUCAGCCGCCAUCGGGAGAAUGGGUUUACUUCAACACGGAGGUGACCAACAGCAGCGGCCGCGUGUCCUUUGUCCUCCCCAACGACAAACGUCUGGGCGUGGGCGUCUACCCUGUUAAAAUGGUCGUUAGGGGCGACCACACGUUUGCAGACAGCUACCUGACUGUGAUCCCUCGCGGUACAGAGUUUGUUGUGUUCAGCAUCGACGGCUCCUUUGCCGCUAGCGUCUCCAUCAUGGGCAGCGACCCCAAAGUACGGGCAGGAGCUGUCGACGUAGUCAGGCACUGGCAGGAUUUGGGCUAUCUGAUCAUCUACGUGACGGGACGACCUGACAUGCAGAAGCAACGCGUGGUGGCUUGGCUGUCGCAGCACAACUUCCCUCACGGCAUCGUGUCCUUCUGCGACGGCCUGGUCCACGACCCGCUAAGACACAAGGCCAACUUCCUUAAGUCCUUGACAGAGGCUCACAUGAAGAUAUUUGCUGGUUACGGUUCAACCAAAGACAUCUCGGUCUACACGUCCAUCAAUCUGCCUGCUUCUCACAUCUACAUCGUUGGAAGACCCUCCAAGAAGAUGCAACACCAGUGUCAGUUCAUCACCGAGGGUUACGCCACCCACCUGUCCCAGCUGGAGUACAACCAGCGCUCGCGGCCGGCCAAGCCCAGCAGCACGCGCAUGGUGCUCCGCAAGGGCAGCUUCGGCGUCGGUGCCAACAGCGACUUCCUGAGGAAGCGCAACCUCCUGCGCACCAUCUCCUCCCAGCCGGCCCCCAGCUCCCCCACCACGGGGAACAUCCACGGCCGGCCCGAGCGCACGCAGAGCCAGUCAGACAGCGAGCGUCUGGAGCGCGAGCGCCUGGAGCGCGUACACGGCCACGUCCAUGGGGCGGCGCAGCGCAGCAUGAGCAUCACGGCUGGCUGCUGGGGGCGCAGCAGCAGCACCAAGAUGGAACCCGGGAUACUCAGCCCCAAAUGAGGUGGGGGGGUAACGCCGCUAACGAUGACCAGGUGCUCUUUUCAGGUUGCUAGCUUAGCACGCAUUUCAACACACAGUCGGCCAUGUUUCAUCGAUGUUUCUCUUGGAUGAUACCGCCAUCCGGAGUAGCGCCAUGCUGUAUACAUCUGCACUAAACUUCCAAGCUUUUACGGCUGCAAGCACAACUCGGAAUAGCGGAAAACUGGACUUCCCCUCCCUUCCCCCACAAAAGACGGAUCAUUGAUAACCCUUUAACUGCACCUCCCCCCCCCCCAGGAGAACCAUGUGACUCCUACCCAGUGAAUGUGCCAAAGUACUCAAGCACAGAGCGGAAUAUCUGUGCAGGGAUGUGAUUGGACAAGGUGUACAGUAUGUUUGUACAAUGCUGUUCUACUGUAAAUAUACCUAUUAUAAAUUAUAAAUGGGUGCAGGUCUGCUGGUCUACCGGAGACCCGCGUCAAGUGUCUUCUUCCUAAUCGGGAUGGCACCUCCUUGUUCUUUCAUGGACAUAUUUUCUUCUAAUGUGGAGGAAACGUCUUCUUUUAAUCAAUGACUUUGGGGGUUCUUUUAUCCUUCUUGCCAUAUUGACCCGAAUCUAAGACCGCUCUUAAUAUAAGACGACCACCUCUUUGUGAAAAGUACAUUUUUAAGACAACGUGAGUCACACGCAUUAGGGCCACCAUUGGCAGGACGUUUCAAUUUAUGAGAAAUAUUACCAUAUUACCAAGGCCAAAGGUCACAUUAGUACCCGCUUUUCAUAGCUGUCUCAGGCAAUGCCUAUUAUGACGGAUGAUUAAAAUCAUCUGAGAGUUUGACAAUAAAGUGGGAAAUUUAUGAGAAUAAAGUCAUGAAUGUAUGAGAAGAACUCGUAAUAUUAAGAGAUAACAUUUAUGAGAAAAAAAAGUCUGAGAUUUAGGAGAGUAAAGUUCUACAUUUAAAGGAAAAAAGUGAAAAACCUUUGCCCAAGACCAAAGUACCAAAGUCACAUGAGUACCUGCUAUUAACGGUGCCUGUUAGGACGUAGGAAUAAGAUUUAUUUUGAGAAUAAAGUCAUAAAUCUAUGACAAAAACUCGUAACAUUACAAUUUACGAUAAAGUCAUAAAUUUACAAGAAUAAAGUUAUACAUUUGAGAAUAAAGUUGUACAAAUGUAUGAGAAAAACUUAUCAAGUCCUACAUUUACGAGAAAAAGUCUUUACGACUAUUCUCAUAAUAUUAUGAGUCGUGAAUUUACGAUUAAAGAAAACAUACAUUUACAAGAAUACAAAUAUUUUUUUUAUUUACGAGAAAAAAGUCGGAAUAUAAACUUUGCCCAAGGCCGAAGGUCCCCCUUGUCUUAGCUGUCUCAGGCAAUGCCUAUUACGACGGAUGAUUAAAAUCAUGUAAGAGUUUGACAAUAAAGUGGGAAGUUUAUGAGAAUAAAGUCAUGAAUGUAUGAGAAGAACUUGUAAUAUUAAGAGAUAAAGUCCUACAUUUAUGAGAAAAAAAAGUCUGAGAUUUAGGAGAGUAAAGUUCUACAUUUACGGGAAAAAAGUGAAAAACUUUUGCUCAAGUAGUAACGGUGCCUGUUAUGAUGUAGGAUUAAGAUUUAUUUUGAGAAUAAAGUUGUAAAUGUAUGACAAAAACUCGUAAUAUUACAAUUUACGAUAAAGUCAUAAAUUUACAAGAACAAAGUUGUACAAAUGUAGGACUUGAUAAGUUUUUCUCAUACAUUUACGAGAAAAAGUCUUUACGACUAUUCUCAUAAUAUUAUGAGUCGCAAAUUUACGAUUAAAGAAAACAUACAUUUACAAGACUACAAAUAAUUUUUUUAUUUACGAGAAAAAAGUCUGAAUAUAAACUUUGCCAAAGGCCGAAGGUCACCCAUAGCUGUCUCAGGCAAUGCCUGUUACCACGGAAGCUUAAAAUAAUAUUGACAGUUUGAGAAUAAAGUUGUAAAUUUAUGAGAAAGUCGCACAUGUACGAGAAAAAGUCAAUGUUACGACAAAGUCUUAAAUUCGCAAGAAAGUGGUUACGACAUUUUUCUCGUAAAUCUCGGACUUCAUUUGUCGAAAUCUCAGAUGAUAAAUGUGGCUCUAAUCCUCCUUUGUACAAGAAACAUCAUGUUUCUUCCAACUAGCAUAGCAUCACUGUUCACAUAGCAUCACAAGGCUGCUUUCAUAUACUCCACGUGUGUUUACGUGGCUAAUUUUGAUUGGCAGUUUUGAUGACAAAACUCUUAAUAUUCCAACACACAAUGAAUACGUUGAUAUAUUUACCGGCUCAGAUUUCAUCAAAAGCUUCUAAAAUAUACUUUUCAAGUACACUGUUGCUUGUACGAAGAAAAGACUAGCAAUCUAGCGGUCUUAUAUUCAGGUCAGUAUGGAAUUUCUGGUUCUUUUUGAUUUGAUUUUGUCAUUGUUUCCUUGCCAAUCAGCACACUUGUGUUCUAUUUAUUAUUCUUCUGCUAUAUUGUCAUUUUAAGCUAUUUUGGAACUCCGGGAAGUGGCUUCUCUCUUUUUCUGCUUUAGCCUCCAGUGUUGAAUGUGCUCCUUUUAGUCUCUUUUGAAAGACUUAAAAGCUGUAAAUGUCGUGUAUAAAAAUGUCGGAACACAGCGAUGAGACUUGAUGAUGAUGUUUCUAAUCAUGACGGGGCAUGUCCCAAAGUGACUGCCAUGGACCAACAACAUGGGCGUAAAUGUAAAAGGGAAAAUGUGCAAUAUUUCCUAUUAUUUAUUGAUCACCACCACGUCCAUCACACUGCAUCCCAGUGCUCUGACAAUCACUCCAAUCAGGAAUAUCACCACUCCCCUUUUUGCACAAAGGCCUGGAAAGUUGGACUUACUACUGUAACUGUUUGGACAAAUGUAUUGGGACACAAGGUCACCUUCGGGUGGUGUGUCCCUAUACUUUUGUUGGCAAAAAAAUCAACAUAAAAUUGUACUGAUGAGGUGACGUGAGAAGAAAUCAGACAAUUAAGACGUAAAUACUUCAACCUUUUGCCCCAACUCAUUGAACUUUUCGAGGCCUUAAGUUGUUUUCUUUGCCUUUUGUUCAUCAUGUAUGACAACAGCAACGCGUGUACGGACAAGCGAGUCUUAUUUCAAACUAGCUAACAAUAAAACACACAAGUCACACUGCUAUGAUGAUGAUGACACUUGGCAAAUAUGUAUUUCCAUUGUACAGGGUGUGUGUGUGUGUGUGUAUUUUGUAGGUUUUGGAUAACUGCACACUUGAUUUAGCUCACUUGAUUUCCAUUCCCUUGUUUUUAUGCAGUGUAUAAAGAACAUCAAUCCAUGCAACAAAACAAAAAGUUCAUUUGAGCCUUGUUUCCACGUGUGUGUGUGUGUGUUUUCUCCACAUAGAUACACAAGGUAAGUGAAGUCUUUUAAUUGGCUGCAAUCAUUUGACAUAACAUGACGCGUGUGAUAAUUGGGAUAAAAAAUAUUUUUUUUUUCCACUGGUAUGGAUUUUGAAAAAAAAAAAGUUUUAUCUCUUUUAGUUCGGUCAUUAAUAUAGCAUCAACCGAGGUCAAAGUGCGUUGUGUGCACCGAUCACCACGUUGCCGCAUCUUCUACCUGUUGAGUCCAAGCGUUCUCUGGAAGGAGUUGCCGUCCCCCUUGGUGGCUUGCUGCAGGACCAACAAACUCUGGUGUUAUACAUAAUACACACAAUUCUACAUUUUUUUUGUAUAUUUGUUUCUAAUGUCUGUGUCGCACCUUGUUUAUGUCC